AUGCUUCGCGGAGGGCGCGGCCGGACAAGCGCUCCGUCCGUUCCUGGGCCAUCUCAGGGGCGUUCUGAAGCCGCCUGGGAUCAGCUUCGGCUGCGCGGCUUCAUCCGCAUGUCAGUGCGCAAGAUCGGUGGCAGAUCGGGGGAUCCAAGCCUCACAUCAGCUUCCUCUCCGCUCUCUUGCCCCUUCCUUUCGAGCAUCUCCAUAUCGUUCCUCUCGAAGUCGUCCUUUCAAAAUUUCGCGCGCCUCUGCCUCCAGCACUGCACGCCGGUGGCGGGUAACCUCCCGGCCAUCCUGGAGCGGUCCUUCUGCGCUGCCCGCCCGCACGGUCCAGUACCCAGCGAUGACCGCCCCGCUCACAUUCCAGGCACUGAGGCACUGUGA
This is a messenger RNA of Prorocentrum cordatum, 381 nucleotides long. Lineage: Eukaryota; Dinophyceae; Prorocentrales; Prorocentraceae. The record is from the annotation of a GenBank genome assembly.